Metarhizium album ARSEF 1941 is the source of this 867-nucleotide messenger RNA. Its product is annotated as sorbitol utilization protein SOU2. Bases 1 to 867 code for a protein of 288 amino acids. Lineage: Eukaryota; Fungi; Ascomycota; Sordariomycetes; Hypocreales; Clavicipitaceae. The record is from RefSeq and is a predicted model, not a curated record. Gene Ontology annotation, cellular component: intracellular anatomical structure. Gene Ontology annotation, molecular function: oxidoreductase activity, acting on NAD(P)H, oxygen as acceptor. The transcript is spliced from 3 exons.
AUGAAGAACGGUGGUGUUGAGCCCGACGACAUGGAAAUCCCCAAGGGAGAUCGUGUCCUACCCAUGCUGUCGCUCAAGGACCGGACAGCGAUUGUGUCUGGUGCUGGAGCUGGGAUUGGCCUCGGAGUGGCUCAGGCAUUUGCUGAAGCCGGUGCCAAUGUGGCCAUAUGGUACAACAGCAACAAGCAGGCCGUCACGGAGGCAGAGAAUAUCAAAAAGACCUACGGAGUCAAGUGCAAAGCAUACCAAGUUGACGUCAUCUCCGCCGAGGCGGUCGACAAAGCCGUCGACACAAUCGUCCGCGAAUUCAACGGCCGGCUCGACAUAUUCGUGGCCAACUCGGGCAUCGCCUGGGAAGACGGCCCGUUCCUCGACGGCAGUGUUGAAACGGCCAAGAAGGUCAUGGCCGUCAACAUCGACGGAGUCAUGUGGUGCGCGAGGAGCGCCGGGGCUCACUUCCGACGACAGAAGAAGGAGGGCAAGACGAUUGAUGGCAAGCCCCUGGAGAAGUACAUGUCCGGCAGCUUUAUAGCGACGGCGUCAAUGAGCGGGAGUAUCGUGAGUGUCCCACAGCUGCAGGCCGUGUACAACGGGUCCAAGGCUGCCGUCAUCCACUUCUGCAAGAGUCUUGCGGUGGAGUGGACUGAGUUUGCGCGCGUCAAUACCGUUUCGCCGGGACACAUCCAAACCGAGAUUUCGGGUCCUGCUGCGGCCGAGACGGAAGAGCAGUGUGGGAAGAGGAUUCCCAUGGGGCGCGAGGGGAGAGUUGGCGAGCUCAAGGGCUCGUACUUGUAUCUUGCCAGCGAUGCGGCAUCGUAUACAACUGGUUUGGAUAUGAUUGUUGACGGAGGUUACUCUCUGCCGUAG